This is a messenger RNA of Vigna radiata var. radiata (mung bean), 2349 nucleotides long. RefSeq lists its product as uncharacterized. The coding region runs from base 1 to 2349 and encodes 782 amino acids. The transcript is spliced from 5 exons. The record is from RefSeq and is a predicted model, not a curated record. NCBI's taxonomy places the organism in Eukaryota, Viridiplantae, Streptophyta, Magnoliopsida, Fabales, Fabaceae.
AUGGUGGUGGAGGCAGCAACGACGGUGGCGGUGGUGCUUUUUGGUAGUGGUGGCGGUUGUGGUGGCGGCUGCGGUAACGCCAACGAUGGUAGUGGUGGUUGGAGUGGUGGUGGUGGUGGUGAUGGUUGUGCUAGUGGCCGUCAUGGUGGUGGUGGUGAUGGUGGUGGCGGUGGUGGUGGUGGUUGCGGCGGCAGUAAAGGUUGUGGUUGUGGUGGUACUGGUGGUGGGAGUAGUGUUGGUUCUGGUGGCAGUGGUGGUGGUGGUGGUGUGGUGACAGUGGUGGUAGUGGUAUUGGUAGUGGCGGCGGCGGCAGGUUCAGUGGCAGUGGCGGUGGAGGUUAUGUUUUUGGUUGUGGUGGUGGUUGUUGCGGCGGCGGCAACGGCGGUUAUGUUUUUGGUUGUGGUGGUGGCAAUCGCAGUGGCGAUGCUGGCAAAGGGUGCUGGUGGUGGUGGUUGGGGCAGUGGCGCUGACAAGGGUGCCGGAGAGGGUGGUGGUGGUUGUGGUGGCGGUGGUGGUGGUGGUGGUUGUAGUUCUAGUGGCGGUGGCGGCGGUGGCGACAAAGAAAGUGGUGGUUGUGUUGUUGGGGGUGGCGGCGGUUGUGCUAGUGGUGGUGGCAGUGGUAGUGGUAUUGGCGGCGUUGGCGGCAGUGGCGACGAUGGUGGUGGUGAUGGUUGCGACGGUGGCGCCAGUGGUGGUAGUGGUGGUGGUGGUUUUGCGCAUGGUGGUGGUUGCGACGGCGACGAUAAUGGUGGUGGUGUUAGAGGUGGUUAUGGUUGUGGUGCUGGUGUUAGAGGUGGUUAUGGUUGUGGUGGUGGUGUUGGUGGUAGUGGUGGUGGCGAUGGGGGUGCCGAUGGUGGUUGUGGUGGUUGUAACGGUAGUGGUGCCGAUAGUUGUGUUGUUGGUGGUAGUGGGUGUUUUGAUGGUUGCGGUGGUGGUGGUGGUGGUGUUAGUGGCGAUGGAGGCGGCAAUGGUGGUGGUGGCAGUGGUAGUGGCGGUGGCGAUGACGGUGGUGGUGGUGUUUGGAGCGGCAGCGACGGUGGUGAUGUUGGUGGUCGUUCUGGUUGUGGUGGUAGUGGUGGUUGUGGUAGUGGUGGAGGCGGUAGUGGGGCCGACGGUGGUGGUGGUGGUUGUUGUUUUGGUGGUGUUGGUGCUGGUGGUUCUGGUGGUGGUGGUAAUGGUAGUAGGGGUGGCGGCGAUGGCGACAACGACGAUGGUGGAGGUUUCAGCAACGGUAGUGGUGGUCAUGGUUGUGCGCGUGGUGUUGGUUGCGACGACGACGACGGUGGUGGUGGUGUGGUGGUGAUACUGGUGGUGGCGGGGGUGGUGGUGGUUGUAGUAUUGGUGGUGGUGGUGGUUGUGGUGCUGGUGGUAGUGGUAGGUGUGGUGGGGGUGGUUCUGGUGGUGGUGAUGGUGGCGGUAGUGGUGCAGGUGGUGGUUGUGGUAGAUGUGGUGGUGGUGGCGAUGGCGGUUGUGGUGGUAGUGGUCGUGGUGGUGGCGGUGGUUGUGCGUGGUGGUGGUAAUUGUUGUGGUAGUUGUGGCGGUUGCGUCGACGGUGGUCGUCUUGGUGCUGGAUGCAGCGGUGGCAGUGGUGGUGGUGGUACUGGUGGUUGUGGUGGUGGCAGUGGCGUGGCGGUGGCAGCGACUAUGGUACAAGUGGUGGUGGUGGAAGUUGUUGUGGUGUUAGUGGCGGUUGUGCCGACAGUGGUGGUCGUGGUGUUGGAGGCAGCAGCGGCGCUGGCAAUGGUGGUGGUUCUGGAGGUGGUGGUGGUGGUGAGAAUGCCAGUGACGAGGAGGAGGUUGGUGGUGGUUGGUGGUUGUGGCAGUGGUAGUGGCGGUGGUGGUAGUGGCGGCGACGGGUGUGGUUCUGGUGGUGAUUAUGGUUGUGGUUGUAGCGGCGGUGGUGGUCGUCGUGGCAUCGGUAGUGGCGGCGGCUGCGGUGGCGGUGGUGGUGGUGGUGGAUGUGGUUGUCGUGGUGGCGGUUGUGGUCACGCCGACGGUAGUGGUGGUGGUUGUGUUGGUGGCGGGGGUGAUGCUGGUGCUAGUGGUCGUGGUGGUGGCAGUGGCAGUAACGGUGGUGGCGACAGUGGUGGUGGUGGUGGUGGUGGUGACGGCAGUGGUUGUCGUGGUGGCGAUUGUGUUAGUGGUGGUGAGGGUGGCAGCGGCGGUGGCGGUGGAGGGGGUGGUGGUGGUGGCGCCAGCAGUUGCCGCAGCGGCGACGGCGGUGGUUUUGGUGUUGGGGGUGGUGUUAGAGGUGGUUGUGGUUGUGGUGCUGGUGAUGGUGGCAGUGGUGGUGGCGGUGGUGGCUGCGACGGUGGUGGUCGUUGUGUUGUAGGUGGUAAUGGUGGUUAA